CUCUUCUUUUCCAGGAGUCUCCUAACCACAGAACCUCUUAGAACUGGCAAAAACAACGUUGUUUCCAGAACGCCCUCCUUAAGGAAGCGUGACUCCUGCCGCUGAGCUCCAUGCACUGUGCGUGAGACUGGGACAAACCAAUGUAUAAGCCUGUUGACCCGUACUCUCGGAUGCAGUCCACCUACAACUACAGCAUGAGAGGAGGUGCUUAUCCCCCGAGGUACUUUUAUCCAUUCCCAGUUCCACCCUUACUUUACCAAGUUGAACUUUCUGUGGGAGGACAGCAGUUUAAUGGGAAAGGAAAGACGAGACAAGCUGCAAAGCAUGAUGGUCCUGCCAGAGCCCUGAGGCCCCUGCAGAGUGAGCCCCCGCCCGAGGGGCUAGAGAUGAAUGGAAGAGAAUCAGAAGAAGAAAAUCUCAAUAAAUCAGAAAUAAGUCAAGUGUUUGAGAUUGCACUUAAACGGAACUUGCCUGUGAAUUUCGAGUCUUUCCCUCUGACACAGGUGGCCCGGGAGAGUGGCCCACCCCACAUGAAGAGUUUUGUGACCAGGGUUUCAGUUGGGGAGUUUGUAGGGGAAGGUGAGGGGAAGAGCAAGAAGAUCUCCAAGAAGAACGCGGCCCGAGCCGUGCUGGAGGAGCUGCGGAAGCUGCCGCCGCUGCCUCCCGUGGAGCGAGUGAAGCCCAGGAUCAAGAAGAAACCCAAGCCCACGGGCAAGCCACAGACAGCCCCGGAAUAUGGCCAAGGGAUGAAUCCAAUUAGCAGACUGGCCCAGCUCCAGCAGGCCAAGAAGGAGAAGGAGCCAGUGUACACACUCCUCACGGAGCGAGGCCUCCCUCGCCGCAGGGAGUUUGUGAUGCAGGUGAAGGUCGGGAACCACACUGCACAAGGAACGGGUACCAACAAGAAGGUGGCCAAACGCAAUGCAGCUGAGAACAUGCUGGAAAUUCUGGGCUUCAAAGUCCCACAGGCACAGCCCACCAAGCCCGCGCUCAAGUCUGAGGAGAAGACACCAGUAAAAAAACCAGGGGAUGGAAGAAAAGUAACCUUUUUUGAACCUGGCACUGGGGAUGAGAAUGUGACUGGUAGUAAAGAGGACGAGUUCAGGAUGCCUUACCUUAGCCACCAGCAGCUGCCGGCUGGAAUUCUCCCCAUGGUGCCCGAGGUUGCCCAGGCUGUUGGAGUUAGUCAAGGACAUCACACCAAAGAUUUCCCGCGGGCAGCUCCAAAUCCUGCCAAGGCCACGGUAACUGCCAUGAUAGCCCGAGAAUUGUUGUAUGGGGGCACCUCGCCCACAGCCGAGACCAUUUUAAAGAAUAACAUCUCUUCAGGCCACGUACCCCAUGGACCUCUCACAAGACCCUCUGAGCAACUGGACUAUCUUUCCAGAGUCCAGGGAUUCCAGGUUGAAUAUAAAGACUUCCCCAAGAACAACAAGAACGAAUUUGUCUCUCUCAUCAAUUGCUCCUCUCAGCCGCCCCUUAUCAGCCACGGCAUUGGCAAGGAUGUGGAGUCCUGUCAUGAUAUGGCUGCACUGAACAUUUUAAAGUUGCUGUCUGAGUUGGACCAACAAAGUACAGAGAUGCCAAGAACAGGAAACGGACCAGUGUCAGUGUGUGGGAGGUGCUGAACCUUUUCUGGCCAUGAACCAUUGUAAAUCCCAACAUAUAUACUGAAAAUACUGAAACUGCUUUGAAAAUUUUGGAAUUUCUGAUACCUCCAGUGGGCCGAGACAUGGUGGAUGAAAACAUGGCAAUGGUGAUGAAGAUGGAGACUCCAGGCGGCGGCGGCGGUGCUGGCCUGCUAGUGACCCCGCUCUGCGAGCCUGCAGACCCAGGAGCGGCUGCCGGGGAAGAAGAAGCCUGCCCAGCAGCCCAGCACCGUGGUUUUUCUUUCUUUCUUUCUUUCUUUUUGGCUUUGUGAAGAAAAGUAGAAAGCACUAAUUCUCAAACUGGCUCACUCAAGACACUUUGGGACAACCAUGGACAGCCACUUUAUGGUGGCCACGAGUCGGCCCCAGAGCUAAAAGCCCCAGAGAAAAUCAGAUGCUUCCUGUUCAGCGUAACCUAACUCCAGCGUGCUCUGGCCUACCACCUCACGCAGUCCCCACGUAACCACCGCCUCCUCUCCAACAGUGAUGCUUAUUCUUAGUUUCAUUAUUUCCCUUUGAUAUGACACUAUAAAAUUUUCAUUUGAGUUUCUCAAUUGUAUCUAGUUAUAUAGCACAGUUUAGAAACUUGUCUGAGACUGACGAGAUCAGUAAUCUAACCUGCACAGACCACAGCCAUGUGUGGUUUCUCUCCCACUUGGUCAGACUAGUCCAGCGCUGCUCCCUCGACGCCAGCCUUGUGCUGGAGCGGCCCUGGAUCUUCAGAAACGUUCAAGUCUCCCGCUGUUGUAUAAAUUGGAUAACUUAGGAAUUUUAAACUUUAGGUGAUCAAAUAUUUAGUCUUUUUCUAUUAUUUUUGAGCAGCAGGACCUAAAUGAACUGAGCUUUGUUUUAACAGCUAUUAUAGAAAUCGUCUCUCAAGGUAAUGUUCACCACCCUACAGGCUGUGGCCUCAGCACAGGGUGGCCUGGAGGAUGGUGACCCCCAAGUGCCCCAUGCUGUUGUGUAGGGUGAAAGGGUAGCUGUGUCGCAUGCAGCUGUAUUGCUUUGGGGGGGGCUGUUGGCACAGAUGCAGUUGCUAAGGGCUGCUGGUCCAGAUGGAAAGCUCAGUACUGCUUCCACUCAUUUACACUAGGAUUCCCCCCAUGGAAUGUAAGUAAACUUAAUGUCACCAAUAAAUGGUAAUACUAAAUUUUUUUGUUAAUUUAUUUUCAAAUGCCACUACUGCUAGGUUGGCCCCAUUCAAUUCAUCCCCUCCUCCCCAUUUUAUAAAGAAAUAUUUGUAAUGCUUGUGAUUCUGUCUGGGUAAAAAUCUAAAGAGCUGAAAUAACUUUAUAUCAAACCAUUGAUCAAUAAACAGCUACUAAUGAAA
Jaculus jaculus (lesser Egyptian jerboa) is the source of this 2979-nucleotide messenger RNA. It is a transcript of the gene Stau1, whose product is annotated as staufen double-stranded RNA binding protein 1. The record is from RefSeq and is a predicted model, not a curated record. Bases 141 to 1628 code for a protein of 495 amino acids. The transcript has 12 exons. Lineage: Eukaryota; Metazoa; Chordata; Mammalia; Rodentia; Dipodidae.